CCAAGCAAUGACGUUAAAUUCUGCUCUGUCAGAAGACAGCAUCUGUCAAAGCCCACAUUUAAACUGCUGCCUGCCUGUGCAGCAGCUGAAGAACUACGGAAUGGAUUUCAGAGACCACAACCCUCGCCUAAAACAGCUCGAACCCAUUUCUACUACUGCCUAGCAACAAUGAAGGAGGGAAGAGAGGCAAAUCCUAUUACUGAAGGCAAGUGAGCCACUACGUGCUAGCACUCACAGCUAACAUUACCAUUAGAAAUAUGGAUACUGAGGAGAAGAGAACACAGCACUGCAUUGUCCGGCAAGGGAAACACCAGAUGUAAAAGCUCCAAGACAUUGGCUGCGAACACCAGACGAGCCCGAUCGGAACAGGAACGAGAACUACUGUCCUUUUGUUCGAACAAUGAACAAAAAGCCCCAAGACAAGGACAACACUUAUGAGCAGGGAAGGUAACGCGGCAACGGGCAGACAGAUGGACAGAUUGGAUACCGUGAAAAGCGAUCGCAGGAAGCAGACUGCUGGGGGAUGUGCGCAUGUUCGAUAGCAUCUUUUUUGCUGAAGUGAUGGCGUGCCAAAACUAUUUUCUGGGGGUAUAAUCCUCGCACCAUAAAUGGCCUGACCAAGGAAGAGUGAGCCAUUUGCAGAGAAUCACUCAACAAAAGCAAAAGAAAAUGAAUACCAAAGAAUAGCAGUGGAUCCAGAAAGGAAGAGAAAAGCAUUUUGCUUGGCCAUUGUCUCAUCAUUGGAUUCUUACAACAUGCUUCAGUGGAGAAGACGACAUUGCUGCUUUGCAAAGAUGACCUGGAAUACCAAAAGGUCUCUAUUUCGCACCCAUCUCAUUGGCCUGGUCUCUCUCGUAUUCCUUUUUGCUGUGUUUCUGUUUUUUAAUCAUCACGACUGGCUGCCGGGCAGGGCUGCUUUCAGAGAAAAUCCCAUGGCUUACACUAUACGAGGAUUUAGGUCUACUAAGAGUGAGAUGAACCACAGCUCUCUAAGGAACGUGUGGAAAGACGCUGUACCUCAGACUCUCAGGCCUCAAACAGUCAUCAACUCCAACAACACCGAGCUGUCACCCCAAGGAGUUACCGGUUUGGAAAACACGCUCAGUGCCAAUGGAAGUAUUUACAACGAGAAAGGUGCUGGGCAUCCAACUUCGUAUCAUUUCAAAUACAUCAUCAACGAGCCUGAAAAAUGCCAGGAGAAGACCCCUUUUCUAAUUUUGCUCAUUGCUGCAGAGCCAGGCCAAGUGGAAGCUAGACAGGCGAUUCGACAAACCUGGGGUAACGAAAGCCUGACACCUGGCAUCCAAAUUGUUCGCAUCUUUUUGCUGGGGCUAAGCAUCAAGAUAAACGGAUACCUCCAGCGCACCAUACGAGAGGAAAGUAGACAAUACCAUGACAUCAUUCAACAAGAAUAUUUAGACACCUAUUAUAAUUUAACCAUUAAAACUCUGAUGGGAAUGAACUGGGUUGCAUCUUAUUGUCCAAGUGUUCCGUAUGUUAUGAAAACUGACAGUGAUAUGUUUGUCAAUACUGAGUAUUUAAUACACAAGCUUCUGAAACCAGAACUUCCUCCAAGGCACAAAUAUUUUACAGGUUAUUUAAUGAGAGGUUACGCACCUAACAGGAACAAGGAUAGCAAGUGGUACAUGCCACCUGAUUUGUAUCCAAGCGAACGUUAUCCUGUAUUCUGCUCUGGAACCGGUUAUGUUUUUUCUGGAGAUUUAGCAGAAAAAAUCUUUAAAGUCUCCUUAGGCAUCAGACGUUUACAUUUAGAGGAUGUAUACGUGGGGAUCUGCCUUGCCAAGCUGCGAAUUGACCCUAUGCCUCCACCCAACGAGUUUGUCUUCAAUCACUGGCGAGUUUCUUACUCCAGUUGUAAAUAUAGCCACCUAAUUACCUCCCAUCAGUUCCAACCUAGUGAACUGAUCAAAUACUGGAACCACUUACAACAGAAUAAGCACAAUGCCUGUGCCAAUGCAGCGAAAGAAAAAGCAGGCAGGUAUCGCCACCGUAAAUUGCACUAGAAGGACAGCACUCCCUCUAUCAAAUAUAUCCCACGUGCAAUUUGUAAAUAUCGCUGAACGCAUGUACAGUGAAAAGUGGAUGAGCUUAACAGGACAGCCUUUAGUUGAUCCCCAUCUCACAUAGUGGAGUCUGAAAAUUAUUUUUUUAAUUUAAAAUAAAAAGUAUAGUUCUUGAUAACACUACUAUUAUGAAACCAUAACCAAAAGGUUUUCCCAGCA
Messenger RNA from Cygnus olor (mute swan), 2243 nucleotides. RefSeq names its product beta-1,3-galactosyltransferase 2 (gene B3GALT2). Gene Ontology annotation, cellular component: membrane. The coding region runs from base 756 to 2024 and encodes 422 amino acids. Lineage: Eukaryota; Metazoa; Chordata; Aves; Anseriformes; Anatidae. The record is from RefSeq and is a predicted model, not a curated record. Gene Ontology annotation, molecular function: N-acetyl-beta-D-glucosaminide beta-(1,3)-galactosyltransferase activity. The transcript has 2 exons.